AUGCGUUUUGAUGAUUUAUUACCGAUUGUUAAUCAAAGAAAGAUUAGUAAUGCUAUUAUUAAAAUUGAUAUUGAAACUUCUGAACAUUUUUUAUUUCAAACAGGUGAAUUGAUGUUUAAACAAAUAAAUAUUCCAUUUAUUAUGAUGGAAUGGGCUAAUACUAAAACAAUAAAAUAUAGAACCAAUUUAAUUCUAGAAUUUUUUCUUAAUCGUCAUUAUAUUCCUUAUGAUUCUGAAACAUGUCAACCCCAAAAUUGA
Messenger RNA from Rotaria socialis, 258 nucleotides. The record is from the annotation of a GenBank genome assembly. Lineage: Eukaryota; Metazoa; Rotifera; Eurotatoria; Philodinida; Philodinidae.